AUGACGGGACUUGGAGAACUGGGGAUCACCAAAGCGGCGCCAGAUUUCGAGGCCCCAGCGGUGCACAAUGGAGAGUUUAAGACCAUCAGGUUAUCAGACUACAUUGGCAAAUAUGUGGUGCUCUUCUUUUACCCUCUUGACUUCACGUUUGUUUGCCCGACUGAAAUCAUCGCAUUCAGUGAGAAAGCUGACGAUUUUCGCGCCAUUGACUGUGAGGUGUUGGGCUGUUCCACAGACAGUGUCUACUCCCAUCUGGCAUGGGUAAACACCCCCCGCAAGAUGGGCGGCCUGGGUCCCAUGAACGUUCCACUGAUUGGCGACAAGACGCUAGAAAUCUCCCGGAAAUACGGCUGCUUAAAGGAGGAUGAGGGAGUGGCAUUUAGGGCGUUGUACAUCAUCGAUGACAAGGGCAACCUGCGUCAGAUCACAAUGAAUGAUCUGCCGGUCGGCAGGUCAGUGGAGGAGACUCUUCGUCUGGUACAGGCCUUCCAGUUUACGGACAAACACGGGGAAGUGUGUCCCGCUGGCUGGAAGCCUGGAAAAGACACCAUGAAGCCUGACCCCAACGCUAGCAAGGAGUACUUCGGCAAAGCCCAUUAA
Messenger RNA from Candidula unifasciata, 600 nucleotides. The record is from the annotation of a GenBank genome assembly. NCBI's taxonomy places the organism in Eukaryota, Metazoa, Mollusca, Gastropoda, Stylommatophora, Geomitridae.